Eimeria acervulina is the source of this 215-nucleotide messenger RNA. RefSeq lists its product as hypothetical. Lineage: Eukaryota; Apicomplexa; Conoidasida; Eucoccidiorida; Eimeriidae. The record is from RefSeq and is a predicted model, not a curated record. The annotation marks the transcript as partial. The transcript is spliced from 3 exons.
AGCCGGCGGCUUCUGCUACCACCCAAGGAGGGUUUGAAGAAACCAGCAGAAAACGGCCCUUCAAUACUUUUCAUCCACCGGAGAAGCGGCACGAACCCUCACCAGCUCCUGAGACCAAAGGUCAGGGGAUAGCUGCUGCUGCUGCAGCAGCAGCAGCUGCUGCUGCUGCUGCAGUUGCUGCAAGUGGCGAAGGCGCUGCAGCUCCUUUAGUAUAA